This is a messenger RNA of Pelobates fuscus (common spadefoot toad), 4318 nucleotides long. It is a transcript of the gene ATP6V1A, whose product is annotated as ATPase H+ transporting V1 subunit A. Gene Ontology annotation, biological process: proton transmembrane transport; ATP metabolic process. NCBI's taxonomy places the organism in Eukaryota, Metazoa, Chordata, Amphibia, Anura, Pelobatidae. Gene Ontology annotation, molecular function: ATP binding; ATP hydrolysis activity; proton-transporting ATPase activity, rotational mechanism. The record is from RefSeq and is a predicted model, not a curated record. Gene Ontology annotation, cellular component: proton-transporting V-type ATPase, V1 domain; lysosomal membrane. The transcript has 16 exons. The coding region runs from base 195 to 2048 and encodes 617 amino acids.
CGCUGGGUGUUGCAGUCAGCUGAUCGGUGACGGACGGUGGAUCCUGCAGUAGCAGCGCACUCUGUGGCCGGGCCUGUAACACGGAGCCGGCUCCUCGCCCAGCAACAACCAACCCUGAGCAGAUUAUUCCAGGAACCCACCUGCAUUGAUACGCAACAGUAGCGUCAAGGGGCUGUGUCUCUUCGACUUGAAAGAUGGAUUUUUCCAAAUUGCCGAGGAUCCGUGAUGAAGAAAGAGAAAGCAAGUUUGGUUAUGUCCACGGUGUUUCAGGACCCGUGGUCACGGCUUCCAGUAUGUCCGGAGCCGCUAUGUAUGAGCUGGUGCGUGUGGGACACAGCGAGUUGGUCGGGGAAAUCAUCCGUUUAGAAGGCGAUAUGGCCACCAUCCAAGUCUACGAAGAGACCUCCGGUGUAUCUGUUGGUGAUCCAGUACUGCGCACUGGCAAACCUUUGUCUGUGGAGCUAGGACCUGGUAUAAUGGGAUCCAUUUUUGAUGGUAUUCAAAGACCUUUGAAGGAUAUCAGCGACUCCACACAGAGCAUCUACAUCCCCAGGGGAGUCAACGUGUCUGCCCUGAGCAAAGACAUUAAGUGGGAUUUCACCCCUUCUAAGAAUCUCAGGGUUGGAAGUCAUAUCACCGGUGGAGACAUUUAUGGAUCAGUGUUUGAGAAUUCUCUGAUCAAACACAAGCUAAUGUUGCCUCCCCGAAACCGUGGUACAGUCACCUAUGUGGCUCCUCCAGGGCAUUACGACACAUCGGACGUUGUACUGGAGCUGGAGUUUGAGGGUGUGAAGGAGAAGUUCACAAUGGUCCAGGUGUGGCCUGUGAGAACUGUCCGACCGGUCACUGAGAAACUACCAGCAAAUCAUCCUCUACUUACUGGCCAGAGGGUGCUCGAUGCCUUGUUCCCGUGCGUACAAGGAGGAACCACAGCUAUCCCUGGUGCUUUUGGCUGCGGUAAAACUGUGAUUUCACAGUCUCUCUCCAAAUACUCUAAUAGUGAUGUCAUCAUCUACGUGGGUUGUGGGGAGAGAGGGAACGAGAUGUCUGAAGUACUACGGGACUUUCCAGAGCUCACCAUGGAAGUGGAUGGGAAAGUUGAGAGCAUCAUGAAAAGAACGUCACUUGUAGCCAACACUUCAAACAUGCCGGUGGCAGCCAGAGAGGCCUCUAUUUAUACAGGGAUCACACUGUCAGAAUAUUUUCGAGACAUGGGAUACCACGUCAGUAUGAUGGCCGACUCUACAUCUCGAUGGGCAGAGGCUCUCCGAGAAAUCUCUGGGCGUCUGGCUGAAAUGCCUGCUGAUAGUGGUUACCCAGCAUACCUUGGUGCCCGUCUGGCCUCUUUCUACGAGCGAGCCGGCAGAGUGAAGUGUCUGGGAAAUCCAGAGCGAGAAGGGAGCGUGAGCAUUGUUGGAGCCGUGUCUCCCCCUGGUGGUGAUUUCUCAGAUCCCGUCACAUCUGCCACUUUGGGCAUUGUGCAGGUGUUCUGGGGUUUGGACAAAAAACUGGCACAGAGGAAACACUUCCCUUCUGUAAACUGGCUGAUCAGUUACAGCAAGUACACACGGGCGUUGGAUGAGUACUAUGACAAACACUUCCAAGAGUUCGUCCCACUGAGAACCAAAGCCAAGGAGAUCCUACAGGAAGAGGAGGACCUGGCAGAGAUUGUGCAGCUGGUUGGAAAGGCAUCUUUGGCAGAAACCGAUAAGAUCACGCUGGAAGUGGCCAAGCUGAUCAAAGAUGAUUUCCUCCAGCAGAAUGGAUACACUCCCUAUGACAGGUUCUGCCCAUUCUACAAAACUGUGGGAAUGCUGUCCAAUAUGAUUGCGUUUUAUGACAUGGCGCGGCGUGCAGUGGAGACCACAGCCCAAAGCGACAACAAGAUUACAUGGUCCAUUAUCAAGGAGCAAAUGGGAGAAAUCAUGUAUAGACUGACUUCCAUGAAAUUCAAGGACCCGGUGAAAGAUGGUGAAGCUAAAAUUAAGGCAGACAAUGCCCAGCUGCUGGAAGACAUGCAGAACGCUUUCCGCAGCCUGGAGGAUUAGAAGACACAUCCAUUCCUUCCUCUGUACCAGACCUCCAGAUCCUGCAUCGAAGCGGGGGCUUCUGUAUAUUUCCAGCAGUGAUCUACCCUAUGCCCCCUUUCCACAUUUAGUUGAUCACAGAAUCCAGUUGUGUCCAUUCCAGUGUUUUGCCCGAUUUCCCUGUAGCUGUUUUCUCAUUGAUGUGGUGAAUGUGCUUAGUGAAAGCUGACUUGCUGAGCAGAUGGAGCUUACAUGGGAGAGAGAUUCACGGGUACGGGUCUACUUUACAUCAGGUGUGUCCAGCAGAAUGCAGCAGGAGUCCAUUAGCACCAGAAGGGUUAAACUAGUUUUGCCUGCUAUGCGGUACAUGUAGCAAUUUUAAGGGUACAACGCCAAUUUCUGCUAACUUUUAACCUCUUUAUACUUUACAUCUUCUAUCGGGUAUUAACGCUUUGCGUCCCAGGGAGAGUGCCUUCAAUUACUGAUCUUGGCAUCUAUCUGGCACACAUGGUGUUAAUGUUUACCAGAUUAGAAGACAGGCUGACGGGUAACACUAGUGGGUGCAAUGUCUUAAAGAUUUAUUCAUUAUAUAAAGAAUUAUGAAGAAUUGACGAAAGAAUUGCAAUUCCAAGUUAAAACGCAGAGCCACAAAAACAGUGGAAAAGGGUAAUUUUUUUUCGAGUAGAGCGAUUUUACCUGAAAAUGUCCACUUCCUUAUCCAUUCUCCCCAGUCCCAGUGAGAAGACCUCUUAGUAACACAUUCCAAGCUGUGCUUCUAUGAGCUCUGCGUACGAUCAUUGUAUAUAUUGAUAGAGAUGGUGCUUUCUGGGCUCUGAUAGAAUGUUAGCUUUUCUGCCUAGUGCUUAUUCUUCGUUUACAGAGAUUAACCCUACUCUUACCCAUUUUGAUUAUAUAUAUUUUUUAAAUCGUUGGUUCUUUGACAGCCUACAAAUACAAUACAUACACAAUGUGUCUUGCCGUGUCUGGCAUCGAAGGAGUUAACGUCACAUUGUAAUGAGAGAAAUGCAUCGGUUGUCAUGUGUGGUGAGAAGAGAACGCCACGUUUUAGGCCGAAAGAGCUGACCUGGAAUAAUUCUCCUCCUCUGUCAGAGAUAGCUGAAAGGUAGAUGCACAACUGCUGCAGGACUACCACUCCCAUGAUGCAUUGCCUUAUGGCUGGUUACCCUUGUUUUUCCAUUGGCCGGUGAUCUUUUCUGCCUGAGGUCUGUGCUGGUAGCUUUCAGGAAGGAAAGUGGUUUUAUAAAUCUAAAAGGGAAUAAAUAUUGAUAAUACUGAAUUAGGCUUCAAAGUUCAAACUAUAUUUUCCUGUCCCCAGAUUCAGGAUCCCCACCUGCUGUUCUUGGUAUGGUCUGUGUUGCGGUAAUCCAAUUCUGCCCAUUCUGCUCCAUUAGUCACAGCUAUAUUGCUAGUCUGACCUUGGUAAUGUGUAAAUAGAUGGUACAUUUUACAAUCAGAGUAUUAUUCCAGCCUUUUGUUUCUUUAAAUUGGCUUAAACUGAUCUGUGAUUCCAAUCAGGGGCUCAAUGCUAUUUUAAUUUCUAUGCGUUAUACAUUUCUUUAAGAUCCUUCAUUUGACUCCAUACAUUUAAAAUCCAUAUUCUUUAAAGUGCUGUUUUCCCCCUUAUUGUACCAGUGUAGGCCUCAGGUUCCCAAAAGUGCAUUGAUUCCCUAAGGCGAGGGUAGCCAAAAGGUAGAUCCCAUUUAUUGCAGAACUUUAACACCAUCAUAUUUACCAGCCCUGGGGUCAGCCAUCAGUCCAUCGUACUCCACUAGGUAAGAACAUGAUUGCAUUUGCUUUAUUAGUAGAACAUGACAAAGCUUAGUAACGUGCCAGGGAAUAAAAUAAAAACCAGUCAGAACUCCGACUUUCUGGCCGAGAAUCUCUGCUCCAUGUAAGAGGUGGUGUUUGGAAUAAAUUCUGAUUAAUUCACUGUAAUUACCCUUCAUGCUGUGUUAAGACAUUUGUAGUUCGUGUUGUAAAAUUCAAGUCUUUAAAACCAUAGGGUUUAUUAAAGCUCGAUGCAGAUGUAUUUAUUGUACUGUACCUUGGCGAGCAGAGGCCGCUGGUUAAAACAGAUUCUAUUUUUUGUUAUGUUUUGUUUUGGUGUUCUUGUUCCACGUUAUUGAAAUUCUGUUCACUGUAUUGGUUCUUUCUUCCAGACUUGUGAAAGGGAUGAAAGAAUAUUACAUAAAGCUCUGUGAUUUUAUGACUUGAAAUAUGUGUAAAGUUGUUUAAAUUCUUCAAAAUAAAAUAUGAAUUUAAAUUUACAA